Molecule: messenger RNA, 804 nt
Organism: Trichoderma virens Gv29-8
Lineage: Eukaryota; Fungi; Ascomycota; Sordariomycetes; Hypocreales; Hypocreaceae
Exons: 9
Source: RefSeq, a predicted model, not a curated record
CCGCUUCCGGGACAAAUCAUCAGCGUCAUGUUGUCUUUGACGGCUACAACUGUUCUUACACUAUUCUUGACACAGAGGGUUCUUGUCAUUAAAGCUUGGAACCGGUUGCCACCUGUGGUUUGGUUGGUAUUCGCCAUCUAUAUAGAUUCGUACAUAUUCGUCAUUGCUACAGCGGUUCUCCAGCACUCGCUAGGUGUUAACUCAAGCUACGGCAUCUGCGAAGCUGCGAUUAUUUUGUGCCUCGUGUGCUACGUUACUACCAAGUUCAUUUAUUUGUUUCUCGCCGAAAAAGCCUGGAUCAUUCGCGGUGCAACAACGCCACGCCUAAAGUCCACGCUGUAUCUGGUAAACUCUCUAGGCAUGCUCACCAUAUAUAUUGCAGUCGUCAUCCUAAAUUUCGUCUUUCGCAUCACAGAGAUGAACAACGGGGAAUGCAUAAUCGGCAUGCGUAGUGCCGCCAUGAUCCCCCUCAUCUCCUUUGAUACGGUGAUCAACGUGUACCUCACGAUCAUGUUUCUCAUACCUCUGAAGAAGCUCUACUCCUAUACCAACAUGGCUCGAACGCGGGCCAAUAUUCGACUUCGCAUGGUGGCAUUCCGAACCUUCUGCGGAGCAGUCUGCACACUUGUGAGCAGUAUUGUCAACCUUUCUGUCCUAAUGGCCCUUAAUGGUGAGCCGGGAUGGGUAUGCCUGAUGUGUUGCAAUUGUGAUAUCCUCUUCUCGGCGAUCGUCAUCCAAUGGGUCACAUCCAGGGACAACGCCGGGACCGUGAGCAGCACCUCUUCUGGGGAAGCUCGACGAUCC